AGGAUAAAGGGACAUAAAUGACGAAUGGGCGCAUCACCCUCUUUUGUUCCUUUGAUUUAUAUAUUAAGGGAAUGAAAGGAGACUGCAUGUUGCUCACUGGUGGACAGGACGCGCAGUGCUGUAGACCAACACCCUCACUGAACCCCGGUUUCACUGAGACAGUCUGCAAGCCAAGAGAAUGACUCCAGGGUCCACGUGCGCGUCGGUAGGAAGGAAUGGAACAUUCAAAUCUAACUGGAGUUCAGCAUUAGAUCUCAAGUCUGGAUCCACAGACAUUACCAAAAGCCAGCAAAUCAAAUGCAACAGAGAAAUUGACAUUGACAGCAUAGACUCGGCGACGAAGGAAUGCUCAUCUACCGUCAACGAAGAGAACACAAGAAGUAAAAGAAUUAAGAAAAAGAUGCCAGUUAAAUCAGCUAGCAGACAACGUGGGAAUCGCAGAGUGAAGGCAAAUGACAGAGAAAGGCACCGCAUGCAUAAGCUGAACUCCGCCCUGGAUACUCUGAGAAGCGUGCUUCCAACUUUUCCCGAUGACGCGAAACUGACUAAAAUUGAGACUUUGAGAUUCGCGCACAAUUACAUUUGGGCAUUGUCGGAAACAUUGAGAAUUGCAGACCAUGUUCGGCAAACUUCAAAUCACGAUCGGGAUCAGGAGAACCUCACUGUGCCAAAUGCUUGCAUGGAUACGCGUUAUAGCGCAUGUAGCGCACGCGCGUCCAAAUGGCACUCCACAAACUCAUCAUCAAAUUGGCAAGAAACUCAAGGCUACUACGCUGACAUGUUACUAGAGGGAUUUAACUGCAAUUUUCGGGACAAUCUGACAUUUAAUCUGAUCUGCGAGUAGCAAAGCAAAUCUUGCCCCUUGCUGUAAAGACCACGAUAAGGACAUAUAAAGCAGGUCAUCAUAAGUGUAGAAAUGUUAUUUUCCGUUUAUGCCUUAAGACAAACGUCAUGAUUUAAUCCCUUAAAUUAUACAAAUUAUUUAUUGUAUGUUUCCAGUCAUUUUUAUACGCAAGGGAAGUUUAAACGCAAAAUAACUAUUUUCUUUAGAUUGC
Messenger RNA from Cyprinus carpio (common carp), 1055 nucleotides. RefSeq lists its product as uncharacterized. The record is from RefSeq and is a predicted model, not a curated record. Lineage: Eukaryota; Metazoa; Chordata; Actinopteri; Cypriniformes; Cyprinidae. Gene Ontology annotation, molecular function: protein dimerization activity.